This is a messenger RNA of Peronospora farinosa, 342 nucleotides long. Lineage: Eukaryota; Oomycota; Peronosporomycetes; Peronosporales; Peronosporaceae. The record is from the annotation of a GenBank genome assembly.
AUGAAGACGCUGUGCUCGCAGGCCUUUGGGGCCAAAGACUACAAUCUAUUGGGCAAAUACGUCUUGGGCACUAUUGUGACAGCAGGCGUCACUGAUCGCUUGCGGGAUUUAAUGCCGCUUAUCAUUGCUGUGGCUUUGCCACGCAGCAAAAUGUGCAGCCAACGUGUUAUGGUAGUUCUCAAUAGCUUCUUAGUCGUUGGACUUACGCAAGGCCAGUUCAGACUGCCAGAGCUCCGCUUUGUUCGGUGUCCGAAGGGCACAGCAAUGGCGCUCUUCUUGAGACUUGUCGGUUAUGUCGUGUACAUGGAUUUGUACCGCAAGUUCCACCAUCGCUGCGCCUGA